GAAAAACUAGUGGUGUAUAAGGGAGGAAAUAUCAUCAUCUGGCAACUGUUGAUCAGCAGCACGGCCUCGGGCCGCGGCGACUCCUGCCAACUCGUCUAGUGGUCUACUCAGUGCAGGUUAGACUGUGCAUGAGGAAGAAGCUUUGCGUCCCAUCAGAGCACUUGCGAGGCUCUCACGAACAUUUCGAACUAUUUUCUUAUCCUUGACUUUAACACCGAGGACUUAAGUUAGUGUUGGUGUGGCUAACGACUGUGUAGAGGUGUGGCUUGGUCUCUAGUGGAGGAGUUUUUCAAAGUGCCGUCGUCUGCUGCCUCAUUGGCUCAGCUGAUUCCGACAGGAACAGAAGAGAAGAGUCCCUCGUCGGUGGUAGUGGUGGAGGUGGUGAUGGUGAUGGUGAUGGUGAAGGAGGAGGAGGAGGACCAGUAAAGUGAAAAGCGCGGGAACCCUCUUUGUUGUCCAUUUGCCGCCACCUGAUCCUGACGAUGACGAAUGCGGGCAGGCACGACAACGCUGGCUGGGGCGGCAUGGUAGGUGGGAACAGCGGUGCAGGUGCAGGGGGAGCCCGGUCGGGGUACACUGUGUUGCAGCAUGGACCUCCAGCACCCACGCCCGCCGCCUCUAGCAACCACGCCGCCACACUGCACGCCUCCCUAAGCGAAUCACUCUAUUCAUCCCUCAGAAGCUUCUACGAGAGCAUGACCAAUAAUUUUUCUGACACUUGCCAGGCCAACUGUUCGGGCCGCGGCGAGUGUCUCAACGGGACCUGUGUGUGUUUGGUACAGUAUGAGGGGGACACAUGUCGAGAGCCCAACUUGGCUUACUUCAUCAGUUUUGCCACUGUCUUCUACCUGAUCGCCGCCGUCAGCCUCGCCCAGCUGGUGGUGUGCGUGCGUGCUGAGUACAUGAGGCAAAAGACGCCAUCCCUCCGUCGUGCGUGUCGCGUCACCACUCAGAAGAUGCUUUACGUCAUUACCUUUGUCGCCGCCACGUUGCGAGGAGCUUAUUUCUCCUCCCCGGCAAACGCUGACCUCAAGCUGGCACCGUCCUUCGUCAGCGCCUUCUACCCUAUUAUCCUCAGUGGCGGUUCCCUCAUUGUCUGCUUUUGGGCCGAGGCCUUCCAUCUAAGAGACAUCAGAUGUGAACGACCAAGGUUCCUGAGCAAGUCCUUCUGUGGGUUCCUGACCUUCAAUGUGCUGACCUACUCCCUCCUGGUGGCGGAGAUACUCCUCACUCGACAGACGGGCACGCAGGAGGAACGGAGCUUCUUCACUCAUAUCUUCAAUGGGUGUUAUGCUGUGUUGCUCUUCAUUGUGGUGGUGUUCUUUCUCAUCUAUGGAGUGGAGGUAUACUUCAAGGUGCGUGGGGGCUUCAUUGACGACACCAUAAUUGUUGGUCACGUCCAUUCCCGCACUCCUCCCCAGGACCUUCUCAGCCACUCCCUUCCUCCCCUUCUCAAUUCUUCUGACACUGAUCCAUCCUCUUCCUCUCCCUCAUUCUCAACUGAAACUUCCUUAUCCUCUUCCACCUCUUCACCACUGUCCUCCUUGACUCCCCUUGCUCCAUCCUCCCCAUCCAAAAAGAAAUUUUUUCCUAAGUCUGCCAGUGAGGACAGGCCUUCUGAAGAACAGGAUCCCUCCACUCAGCGCCUUGUUCCUGAGCAGGUGAAUGUCACCUUAAUUAGUGUGUUUAUCAAGGUGCAUGGCUGUGGAAAAGUGCACAUUAAAGGAAAAUUUAAAUUGCACCAAUUUGCCCCUAAACUGGAUUGUGUGAUGUGUUUCUGUGUCAGCUUGAAAGUAGUUCCCUUAAUGUCGAGGAAUGCAUAUGACAUUAUCUUUCGUGUGGUGGAGCUUGGGGUGGCUUUAUGGUUUCCAUGUGUCCUGUGGAACUGCAUGUCUCCUGAGCAGCUGUGGAUCCUCAACCCUAAGAAGAUCCUUAAGAAACUGGACAUAGACCGCUCUCUGGAGCUGGGACAGAAGGUGCCACAGAAGAGCGAUGGAGCAUCAGCUGAUGGGGGUGCCGAGUGCUGGAUAUGUUAUGAUACAGAGCGCACUGAUGCUGGUCCAUUGAUCCAGCCAUGUGACUGUCGUGGAGAUGUGGGGGCAGUGCAUCAUCAUUGCCUUCGCAAAUGGCUCAUGGAGUGUGCAGAGAACUCCUCAGAGAACUUAUCCUGCAAAGUGUGUGGGGCAGUGUACCAGCUGGAACGGGGACGUGCCUGGUGGAUUGGUCAAGGAUUCACCACUCGCCAUUGGCUCCAGACUGCUUCCUUGGUCACUGUCAUGUGUGGCACCAUUGCUGGUGCUUGGACACUAAUCCAGAUGUAUGAUGAUGCAUACAUUCGGUCCCUGGCAGCUGGAGCCACUCUGCUCAUCAUCUAUGUCUGCUUAAAGUUCCUUGGCUUUAACACAUUCAGUGCAUACCAACGGGCCCGUUACUCAGCAGUGAAGAUUUUGGGAAGACACUUUGCCCAGCGUGAAACUUGCCCGCCAGUAGAAACAGGAGUUCCAGCUGCAUCUGGCAAUGUCUCUACCAUCAGCUCUGAGGUCUUAGUGGAUAUGAAUGCCACAGGUGUUCCCAAAAUGCCUGAAGCCACCAUUUGAAAUUCUGACACAAGGCUCUAUUGAGAGAGAGAGAGAGAGAGAGAGAGUGAAUGCAGGCUGGCUUCUGCUGCUUUGCUCUGUGGAGGAAUGCUGGCAUUCAUGAUAUCCAAAGAAAAGCACCAUAAUAUAGUUCAUAGUUUUCUCAUGUACUUUGUAAGAUGCUCUUGUUCCUGCCCCAUAAGUGGCAUUGUAAUCAGGAGCAUUUGCUGAAGUAAAGUUUGCAGCAACACAAGGGAGUAGCAGCCAGGACCCAAGACUUAUGAAACAGAUGGUCUUGAGGAGGACAAUCAAGGCUGUGGGUCUCUCUCCCUUUAGAGUGGUGAUGGUAUUGACUGAACUCAAUACUUAAAAGUGAUCAGUUAGUAAAUAUUAUGGGUUGUGGCAUGAAUAAUAUUCAUAAGUGACUCAGCUCUGGUGUUACUCCCAUCAGAUAUAUUUUCUUGAAAUAAUUACUGUGUGUAUUUUAUAUACUUGUAGAAAAUUAUGCAUUGAUGUUCAUCCUUGAUGAAAAGAUUCAUCCAACAUUCAUUUUCACCUCACUUGUAUACAGACAUAAAAACAUACUUGCUCAAUGUAAAUGUCACAUUUCAGACACACACAUCAUCAUCCAUAGUGCAGGAUAAUAACAAAUGAAUCACGUAUUUUGCAUAUUCAUAUCAUUUUCAUGUUCACUUGAAAAUAAUUAUGGGAAGUAUGAAUAGUUUGUUAUAAUUGAUUUUUAUCCUAAGGAGUCACAGGAAUGCUACUUGUUUGCUGCUGCUGCUCUCAGGCCAGUCGGCUACUCUUAUACCAUCCAUAUACUGUAUUAUAUGUAAUUUUGCGUCACUUAUAAAAAUAUACCUGCUAGGUCAUUCCCUGAUCUUUACAAAAUGCAAAUGCUAGGAUUUUCAUAAGCUUGCAACUUAUGUAAGACUGCUUGCAUGUCUCAAUUGUCAUUCAGCAUUUGUGAGAGAGCAUUAAAUGAGUGAAUAACCAUGGCAGCAGUUGAUCACAACAGUAGUAAUAAGCUUUUCCAUGAAUUAAUGUGCACGUAUCUGUCCAUCUAUAGGAAUACUAAUUCCACAGAGCAGGUUAGUAUCCAUGUGACUGCUAUAUGUAUAUACUUUGGAAGAUAGCAUUCAUUUGUGAUUAUAAGUGUACCAGUGUUUUUUUUUUUUUUUUUUUUUUUACUUGAGAGGGUAGGCAUUACUCUAGUCCUCCCUUUAAACCUCUCACCCGACACGUCAUCCACCUCAGUUUGAAAAGUGCAUGCCAGACAAGGUUUUCAUCACAUGUGCAACCCAAAUAGAAAUAUUUGAAGAGAUUUCUCAGUUAGUUUAGCCAGCUCUGGAUGCUUGCAAUGUUUGGGACUGGCCAAGAGCUUUAUUGUCACUACUUGAUAACAUGGGAUCCAUGAUGUUAACUCCUGUUUCCUACACCUAACUAAUAUCCUCCUUUUGCCUAGAUUUGGCAUAAUUAUUAUGAAAUAGUCUUGCCAUAGAGAUUUACACUGCAUCCAGCUUGCCAUUUUCAAACUGACAAGUAGGAGAGCAGAGUGCAAAUGAGGGAUCUUCAGGAAAGACUAGUAUAGUCUCUACCCUCCCAAGCAUAAAAAAAAGCUGUGAUACAUAAGAAUGUACAGUAAAUGUAGGAAGUUAACAGAGAUGAGUUUGCACAUUUAUCUUAACAUCCAGAAAGUUUAAUAUCUAGUUUUAGAGCUGAAAGCAUUGAAACAGCAGGUUUCUCAGCAGGAAUGGAGAUAGGAGGAGGAAUGUUUGUUUUCCUUCUUAUCCAUCUUGGGAGGAAAGAAGUUGCAUUCUUCUUCAUAUUCGAGCAAAUAUAACCAGGUUUUGCAGGACAUUUAUAAAUAAAUAUUGUUUAUGUAAUGCAAACAUAUAGAGACUGUGGCUCUUUAUGGGAAGCUAGCAUUAGGUAUGACUGCUGGAGACAGGUUGUGAUAAUGGCUUUAAUUUAUUAUGUAUUAUCUUAAGUCAUGCACACCACUGUUCAUAUUGUCUUAUGGGAAAAAACAACAUAUAAUUUUAAAUAUAAGUUAUCAUCUAAGUAAUCAAAGCAUGUGUGUCCUGUGGUAAGAUUUGUGUUGAUUGAUGGCAAAUGAGACUUGUGAUUCAAAAGCUUCAUAGCUGUGACUUGUAUUGCUAGAAAUUACUUCAGAACAUUAAGAACCAAUGAACUGAAACGUGAAUAGCAUAUUUACGGUUAUUGACAUAUAUUGCUUUGUAGAACUUUAUAAUUUAUAACAUUGAAAUGGUAGAAACAAGAAAUCUUAGAUGAUAGAAAAUUUAAAUAUUUCCCCUUAACUACAUAGCAAUAUGGAAAUAUAGAUGAACAAUACAAAAAUUUGGAGCUUAUGGUGCAAUAUACAAGUGAGAUGCAAGGGAAACGUGAGGGGCAGAGAUAACUUAGUUGAGGUGUGAAAUUGUACAGAUAUAUGGUGUUGGAAAUUUAUUUUUUUUUUCUUUCUCUUUUUUCCAGUUCUAUUCUGCACAAUUAAGGUUCAGAAGUUAAAGAUUUAUCUUUUUGCUGCUAUUUAAGGCAUUUGAGGGUCAGUCAGCUGAGCAUUCUAAACCACAAAAUGAUGCAAUAUUAAAUGAAGCUGUUAUAAAUUUGACCACAUAUUUCAUCUACAUGCCCAGUGAGUUGUACAGAGAUUGAAAUCUGAAAUCAUCUUGUGUGCAGACAUGUGUUAAUGCUAACUCCAGAUAACCACAUGUAUGUCUACAUUUUGACCUUCCAAUCAUGAUCUAUAAAUGAGGCUGUGCCUCCAUUUAAUUUUGUGUACUAUAUUUCAAAUUUCUUCAGUAUUAUAAUAGAUUAGUACUAUUACUCUUGUCAUUAUGCUUUGAAAUGUCUUGUCAUUAACACUGAACCCUUUUCCAGUCCUCUGAAUAUGCCUUAUCACCCUGAUCAUUACUUGAUAUUUCAUAUAUAAGACCUAUGUUAACUCAGACUUACUGUAAUCUGUAAUCUCUGCCACCCACAUGCUGACCCUGUACCUGAGCCUUGUCUGGCCCUGUAUGGAUCGUAUUUUUGUCUCUUAUAGAGAAGGAAUCAUUACUUUUUCUCCAUUCAUACUGUAGCAUUAGGCACAUAGUAUGUAAAUAUCCUUUGGGAAAAUUUUAUAUGUUAAAGUGUUCCACAGUAAUCCUUUAGUUUGUCAGUUAGACUGGUGUUCUGUUCAUUAUUGUUUGGUUAUAUGGUAGGUGGUGCUUUUCUUAAUGUACAUAACAUAAUGUGUUGGUUAAAUGAUUUAUGGACAAAAGAGAAUGAAUGUAAUUGGCCAAAACUGAUAUGGAAUCAUGUUAGGACUGUGAUAUGGUUUGUUGUAGGAUUUUGUGAUAUGAAGAGGGCACUUUCAUAUUUGCUACAUUAUUUAAUUGCCUAUUAUUUUCAUACAAUCUGUUAAGAGAGAGGCCCUGUCUGGACACAAUUUGUUUUCCUUUAUUUGAUAAAGCUCCUUGUGAUAGAGUAGGUAAGGACAAUUAAAUUGAAGGGUCAGACUAAUCUAGAGAUAAUUUAUGUCUACUAUUUAUACUGUAAAUUGCAUUUUUUUUAACUGUACAGGAAAUUCAAGAAUUAUAUAUAUAUAUAUAUAUAUAUAUAUAUAUAUAUAUAUAUAUAUAUAUAUAUAUAUAUAUAUAUAUAUAUAUAUAUAUAUCAGGUACUUCAUCUUCCUGCCAAGUAGCAUAGAAGAGAUUGAUGGUUGUGUGUAAAUUCCAGUGUACAGCAAGGUUAAUUGACAGGAUAAAAAAAAAAAAAAAAAAAAAAACAGCAAAAUGUGUAUUGACUUGUUUAACAGUGAAUAGAAGAACCAGAGCAGUCCCCUGUUGAAGCUUGAGGUUGACUUUCAGUAGCUAUAUAAAUUAUAAUUACUUCACUAUCAAGUUAGUCAUGUUAUUAGAAAGAAAAUGUUUUAUAAAGGUCUCAGCAAUAAUACAGACUCAUUGGACUGUAUAGGUAGUUGUCAGUUAUGGUGCAAAUGACCACCCCAUCCAAAUCAAAUAUUCUUUUUUGUGUUGAAGAGAUGAAAACUACUAAAGUAUAUUUUUGCUUCAGAAUUAGUAGUUUAAUAGAAAUCUUUGUAGACAACGUAUCUCCAGGAGUUGUGUGUGAUGUCUUGCUAAGUGAGAACUUUGUUCAGUAUUCUAGCACAUAUUAAGCUUGAUGAUCCCUUUGCUGAGGAUGUGCAUCUGUUCCUUAACUCAUGCAGAACUUGUGAUGAAUCACACACAUUCUUUAUGGACUUAUAACUGCCAGUAAAGAAAUUCACUCCAUUUGUAUGCAGCCUUUAAUAAAUAUUUAUUUCAAAAUAUAUCACCAAACAUAAUAUAAAUAGGAUACCUUUCUUAACCUCUGCUAGUGUUAAUGAGGCAGGAAGAAAGAAAUCACAACAGUAUUUUAUUAAAGUUCUGCUCAGAAAAGGAGCUGAAUUCUCACUAGUGGCUAUACCUCUGAUAACUGGAGCCAUGUAGAAUUACCCUUAAUUCCAUGUAUUUAGUUUGUAACAUCUUGUCAUCUGUACCUUUUCAGUCAGACUGGAGAAGAAAUAUAACUUGAUCUUUGAGUGCACCAAGACCUGUGCUGGAUAUGGGUAAAGCAUUCAUUUUUUGUGUUAUUUCCUCCAGUUGUAACUAUUGUCUUAUUUUAUCUUGAUCUUACAUGAUAAGUAUAUUAGUAACAUCUUUGUAUUGUGGAAUUUGUUGGUGUUUUGCGUUGGAGAACAAGGUUCUCAGUAAUUAUAUUUGAGCAUUCCCAAACCUUAUCAACAUAUUAAUGCAAGUAGAAAAUAGCCUGAUAAAUAUAAGUUUGUAUUUUACAUUGCUUUAUCAGAAAUGUCUGUGCCUCACACACACACACACACACACACACACACACACACACACACACACACACACACACACACACACACACACACACACACACACACACACACACACCUUAUAUUUUACUGUUUAUAACAUCUGGUCUGAAAGUGGAGGUAAUCUUAGUAGAGGAGUUAUGUUAAAGAAGGAAAAAAAAGGCUUGAGUUUGGGAAAGCAGGUUUUAUGGAUCUUUGAACAUACCUUCACUGUUGUCUUAUAGUGUAUGUAGAGGCUACCACCAUCAAUAACAAUUAUUUCAAGACUGUU
Molecule: messenger RNA, 7726 nt
Organism: Portunus trituberculatus (swimming crab)
Lineage: Eukaryota; Metazoa; Arthropoda; Malacostraca; Decapoda; Portunidae
Exons: 13
Coding region: 483-2597 (704 amino acids)
Molecular function (GO): zinc ion binding
Source: RefSeq, a predicted model, not a curated record